AAAAAAAAACAGAACAAAAUAAAAUACUCCUGUCAAAAUCUACAGCCACACAAAAUUUCACAAUGAAAUAAAAAUCCUAGAUUUUAAACAUGAAAAUAAAGAAUUGAAAGAAAAAUAUUCUCAAUCAAUCAUAUCCACACAAACACGCGCGGAAAGUACAAUGUUUUUGUUUUUGAAUUUGUGAAAGCAUUGAAUGAUUACACAUAACGCUUAAGUUCGAAAAUCAUGAAAUAUACUAAAUAAAUUUCUCGAAAUAGAUAUAGGAAAAUAUAAAGAUGAAAUAACGCAAAUUCAAGCAUUAAUAAAAUCAAAAUGAAUUUAAUUUGAUGGUAAAGCAUUUUGAAAUUUCAAUGUUCGUAGAAAAAUUUUCGAAAAAGAUAUGAAACUUAGUUAAUAUUUAUUUAAUAAAAUUUUUCGAAAACAAAUAAACAGGUUAUAAAAAUUACACUAAGAGAUUGUUUAAAUUUAAUAUUUAACAAUUUGGUUUAACAGAUUUAAGUUAAAAUAUAAUAAGCUGUAGAUUUAUUCGUUGGACAACACUUGAUCACAAUAUCAUUGACAUCACGAACACAUAUAUAGACUUACGGCUAGAUCCGUAUACUCUAAACCUUCGUUGAAAAAUGAUGACGUAUAUUUGCUAUAGACCAAAAGUGUUGACAGGAGAGGAAAUCCUGCGUAGUAGAGGCGAUACGAAGAAAAUCCCAAAGAGAAAUACGUCAUAGAGGAAAAAAAAAAUAUGGCGUCCAUCAAUUUUUUUGGCGGUAAUUUCUCAACAUUGAAAUUGCGUCGACAUGGAAAAUAUUCCUGGGUAAGACGUUUAAUGAUGCUGAAGAAAUCCAAAAAAUAACCAAAAAUGACAGGAUGUCUCCUGGAAGGAUUGAUAGGGGCGACAAAAACUCGUUCACCGAGUGGAUGCUUGGCGGGAAAAGAGCAUGGCAUCACAUCCGCACAAAAAUUGUCGUCCACGAAAUCAAAGUGCUCCAAAUGAAACAGACAUCCAAAUUGUCCAAAUGAUGAAUAUCAAUAAAUAAUGUUCACAUAAAAUAUUAAAUUUAAUUUUCAGUGAACUUUUUUCAAGUUAUUUGCCGGUAAAAAUGGCGGCACUUUUUUCACAGCACGUGCUAAAAUUUGUAGUACAUUUAGAACAUUAAAUUCCAGCUUUUUAUAAAUUUUGACUGGAAAAUAUAUAGAAAAACACAUCGAUCACUUAACCAAAUAAUCCAGAUGAUAAAUUUGGCACAGGUACACGACACGAUGGCAACAAUUUCCAUGAAUUUAUAAAAACGUGUUCUCGACUGUCGGGGUCACCAAUGUGGAGAUUUUACUUGAUAUUUCAUAUUAUGGUUCUCCAAACCAUAUAAAUAUAUUAAGAGAAAUUAAAUAACAUUAGUCCAUAUUUAUAAUAAUAAAUAUAAGAAUUUAUUUGUAACUACAAGACAUUUUGAUAGCACGUGGAUAAAACUAUGUUAUUUACUCAAUUACUCUAUGCGUACUACUCUAACCAUCUACGGCAACCUGACUCCCUAGCAACGGUUGUCAAGGUUCGCGUCAGCCCAUCACGAUGUAAAGUGGGGGGAAAGAUAAAGCUCUCCCCACAGAUAUUCCCCACAGACUACACGUGUAGUUGGACCUACUGUUGUUCUGUACUCUGAAAGGGUAAGGGGGGUUUUGUACGUGGAGGGGAUACGUGUAUAUAUAAGUGGCUCAAGGUAUUAAAAAAUAGCAGAGCGACAAUGGAGAAAGCAGCCGAGCAGCCAAGCAGCCAAGCAGACACCAUAAUAUUAACCUCCGAAGAUAACCAAGCGGAUACAAUAGUUCUAUCCUCUUCUGAUAAUGAUAUGGAGGAGAGAGAUAUUUGGAGUCCAGGGUACUACACCCUUGGAGAUUAUGACUAUGUAGAUGAUGACGAUGAGGAUGUCGGUGGUGGUAUCCUGGGUCCAAGUUUUGAAAAUGUUGUCUGGAUUCGAAACUCGGCAACACAGACAGAUGAUUUGGAACAAUUUGCAGCAGAGAAUGUUUUGCGAGAGCAAAACAGGGAUCCUCAACCAUCUACAGAAUCUGUACGGCCAAAUCAACAAACACCGUCACCAUCUGCAGAAAAUCAAAUUCACGAAGGAAGACGACAUGUUAGGAGUCAUCGAUGUAAAUGUAGACGGUGUCAUCGUUGACAUAGACAUCAAUGUAGUUGCCACAGACAUCACCAUCACAGAAACCACCAUCACAGACAUCACCAUCAUCAUAGAAGCCAU
Molecule: messenger RNA, 2249 nt
Organism: Leptopilina boulardi
Lineage: Eukaryota; Metazoa; Arthropoda; Insecta; Hymenoptera; Figitidae
Exons: 2
Coding region: 1734-2168 (144 amino acids)
Source: RefSeq, a predicted model, not a curated record